UUCGUUUUCACCCUCUCUAACACGGUCACCAUCGCGUUCUGCGCAUCGCAAGCGCCCUGACGACACCGACCCCAAAACGCAUUAUCUUCGCGGUUUUUCGAUCGUCCGCAAUAACACAACGAAUACGUGAAAAUAGGUCGUGGACAUUCUCGAAACCGACACGCCGCAAAUUCUACGUUUCGCUCUCGCGAUGCGAGACAGUGAUAGUUAUUGAUUCCCAUCGGAAACGAACGGCAGUGUCCACAAUCCGUUGAGCACAUUCGGCGUAUACCUGCUGCGAAGAAGUAUUUAAAGAAUUGUAAAGUUUAAUUCUCUGAAGUCAAGAUGAAGAUCGGAUUGUUGAAGAAUUUCUUACACUAUUUCAAUCUGCGGCAGGGAACAAUAUUAAUUGCCGUAUUCCAAAUGGUAACGAUAAUCUCUAUCCGUCUAGCGUGUUUCAAGCAAUCAAUCUGCUUCGUAGAACAUAAUUUUCAAAUAUGUUGCAUACAGUUUUCGUCCGGAUUCGGUAUGAUAUUCUUUAUUCUGGCGUUGGCGCACGCGAUGGGGAUUCAAGAAAUGGUGGUGAGAGAUACCGAGGAUGCCCUCGAAAGAGAGGCUUUGGAAGAAAUAUCAUCGAAUCAUCUAAACACGAAAAAAAUGGACCUGGCGCAUCACAACGCAACCGAAAUAGUAUACGCGAUGUAUUGUGGUCUCGUCAUCACAGUUAUCCACUUUAUCUCUACUAUAUUACUUCUCCAUGGAGCUUUGUCGAAUAAUCGUCACUUUAUGGCGCCUUGGAUGAUGGUGAAGAUCACCAUCAUAUCGGCCCUAGCAAUCUCUCUAUUUUUGGUAGAGGAAGAUUGUCCUUUCAUCGCUACUUUAGGUGGAAGAGCGGGUAUUUGCGAACGCCUAUUCGCCUUUCUCCUGAUAAUUCUAAACUUUUACAUCUGGUUCGUGGUGUACAGUACUUAUAAGAGUCUCGAGACGAAGAAAGGGCUCGUGCACGAGGUGCACAGCGUGAAAAAAAAGUACGCGGUCCCCGUACCGCUGGAGGUACCAAAGGGAAUCCAAGUUAUAGGGAACAAGCCUUACGAGCUUUAAAGAUAUUAUAAGAGCGGAGGUAGCAACGAAAAAUUCGUUCGUUGAAGAAUGAAGAAUGCAAAUGAAGAGACCUGUGACUUUGCAAGAACGCAAGAUUCAUUCGCAAGAAGCUUUCAGUGACGUACAUACAUCUCGAGAAAAAAUAUUAUACUUGAAGACAAGAUACGAAGUCGGAACGAUAAUUUAGAAAUAAAAUCACGCAAUGGAAGUGUAUUUUGUCUCGAGAACGAAAAUUUAAUAACAGAUGGAGUUUCGUAAUAAAAAGUACUGUACGUGGAGGAUGUGAAGAUAAACGAAAAGAUUUCAUUGUACAAAGCCCAAGAAGGAUACGCUUUAAACGUCUCUUCUCGUUCUACACAUAUGUUCAAGUCGCGCGUUUUACGUUUAUAUAUUAAGAGUUCUUUAAUCCGACGCACAGAUACUGUUAUUCAUUUGAUCGAUAAAUUGCAUUUUCACUAUACGCACACGUACGUUCCGGAUUUCCAUCCGUCAGAAUUUUGACGGAUAAGAAUACCACGAUCUCAAAUUUAAUCUCACCACUGUACGAAUGCGCAUUUCCUUUCAAGCGCAAGACUGAUUUUAAUUUAUUAUUAUAACACAAAAUAAUGUAUGGAUAAUUUACGCUAAUAGAUAAUGAACAGUGUCGCAAGAACGCUGCAUCGUAGAUGAAUUUAUUAAAUAGCUACAAGACUCAGAGUCGUGGCAUAAUUAGUUUUAUUUUGUAUUUAAACCCAACUUCUUUGUGAAAUUACAAUCUUGUUAUUUUGCAACAAUAUCCGUGUGAUAUAAAGUGUAGAAUCACUUCUUGUGUAUAUGUAUAUUAUAAAAAAAAAUAUAUAUAAAUGGAAAAAACUAAAAAUAAAAAUUACAAUAUUCCAGUACGACAUAUAUAUGUAUAUGACAUGUAUAAUAACAUGACAUGAUUCGGCUAUGAAACAAAGACACAUUUAUUAAAUCGCCAAAAACCAACGUGUAACAAUAAUCUGCUUAAAAUUGUCGAAGAGUAUGUACGAAGGGGAUGUAUAUCGUUUUUAUAAUGAUGCGUGAUAUAUAUAACGUGAUAUAUAUAACAAAAAAAAUGUGUAGGACUGCAAAACACAUGAUCACGAUAGGGAUACACGAUUGUGUUGCGAAGCUUUUACCGCAAAGCUAUGAAAAAUGAUUAUUUUCUUUUUGUCACAAUAAUAUUUAUGGCCAACGUUUAACUAGUCGCAGCAGCAUUUUUAUCUAAAAUGUAAGAAAAUGUGAGUAUCACGCCAACAAGUAACUUGCGGUGUCCCCUGGUGUUACCUGAGGUAUUCCUUUUGUUUGUCGUAUUUAAAAACUUGCUCUUCUAUUAAUAGGCGUCAGCGAAUAGGCUCGUGUAACAAGUUUAUGACACACUCUUUGUUAACGCGUUUUUCGACGUUCGCCAAUAAUCUUUUCUGUUUUGUCUUUCUCUUCGAGAAGCUGCGUACAAUGCACCAAUGAUCGGUGUUACCAACAAUUAAUAGAACUCUUCAUUUGGUCCUCUAUCAUAUCGUCCAACGUGGACGUUAUUUCCUUUAUAUAAACAGCUCAUGUGUUGUAAUCUCUAUAAACGCGACGUACCUUCGCCGUACCCGCUCGAUCUUAUUAUCAGCAGAUGCAAAUAAAACCAAAGGAAUACGAAA
This is a messenger RNA of Linepithema humile (Argentine ant), 2732 nucleotides long. RefSeq lists its product as uncharacterized. The record is from RefSeq and is a predicted model, not a curated record. NCBI's taxonomy places the organism in Eukaryota, Metazoa, Arthropoda, Insecta, Hymenoptera, Formicidae.